GAACGGGGCGGGUGCACGCGCAGCUGGGGGAAACUACCUUCCGACCUUCAUCCUCAUCUUCAUCCUCAUCCUGCUGCUUUAGAGCGCGCGCGACGUCAUUUUGCUUUUGUUCCUUCAAACCAGACGUGAAAGAUGGCGGACAGCAAAGUGGAGGGAAGCGCCGAAAUCAGCGCCAAGGAGUUGAAGGAAAAGAAAAUGGCGGAGGAGAAGAGCGACGACGCCACCGCCAACGGAAAAAAGGACCAGGAGAACGGCGAGCGGGACACCCGGGCCGCCCGGGACGACGAUGACGACGAUGACGACGUGGGAGACGAGGAUGAGGAGGACGGAGAAGGUGAGGAGGAGGAGGAGGAUGAAGACGACGAUGACCCAGUGGCGCCCACGGGGAAGAGGACGGCCGACGACGACGAUGAUGACGACGAAGAUGAGGAGCAGGACCACGUGGAACGGAAGAAGCAGAAGACCGCCAAGUAGACGUCGAACCGAGCCCGACCGAGCCGGGUCCUUCCUUCCUUCCUUCGUCCCUCCCUGAUGUCCAAAAGAGAAUUUGUUUGUAUUUUUAUUUACAUUUUCUAUUUUUGUAUAUAUUGUACGGAGGUUGGCCUCCACCACUAUCAAACACCCGGAAAGCAAAGCAAAGGUCUUUUUUUCUUUUUGUGCUAGUUUGUCGUCGACGAACGGGCCGUAGCCUCCUGUCGUGCGUGCGUCCGUGUCCUAGUCAGAAUCUUUUCAUGUCCGUCUUACGUCCUUGGCAAAUAAACUCAUUGGAUUUU
Messenger RNA from Corythoichthys intestinalis (scribbled pipefish), 773 nucleotides. Its product is annotated as prothymosin alpha-B-like. The record is from RefSeq and is a predicted model, not a curated record. Gene Ontology annotation, cellular component: nucleus. Gene Ontology annotation, biological process: negative regulation of apoptotic process; positive regulation of transcription by RNA polymerase II. Gene Ontology annotation, molecular function: histone binding. Lineage: Eukaryota; Metazoa; Chordata; Actinopteri; Syngnathiformes; Syngnathidae. The coding region runs from base 133 to 474 and encodes 113 amino acids. The transcript has 5 exons.